Molecule: messenger RNA, 1109 nt
Organism: Daucus carota subsp. sativus
Lineage: Eukaryota; Viridiplantae; Streptophyta; Magnoliopsida; Apiales; Apiaceae
Product: plasmodesmata-located protein 6
Exons: 3
Coding region: 94-954 (286 amino acids)
Biological process (GO): defense response to bacterium
Cellular component (GO): plasmodesma
Source: RefSeq, a predicted model, not a curated record
UUAGCAAGCCAAAAAACCCCCUCAAAUUUCCACUCCUACCCAACUCAUAUACAAUAAUAACUCCCUCGAGUUAUAGGCCCUUGCACCCACAACAUGUCUAUUCACCACCUCUCUUUUUCUCUUCUAUGUGUCUCCUUCCUCACACUCAUUCUCUUCACUAACCCCUCCAUCUCCGCCGUCGACACCUUCAUCUACGGCGGCUGUUCUCAGCUCAAAUACGCUCCGGGAACUCCGUACGAAUACAACGUCAACUCCAUCCUCUCCUCCCUCGUCAACUCCGCCUCUUCCACACCCUACAACACCUUCAAAAUCUCCCUCCCCGGCUCCACCAAGGCCGACGUCGUCUACGGCCUCUACCAAUGCCGCGGAGACCUCACCACCUCCGACUGCCGCGCCUGCGUCGCGCAGGCCGUCAGCCGCGUCGGCGUCGUCUGCCCCGCCGCAUCCGGCGCCGCAUUGCAGUUCGACGGAUGUUUCAUCCGAUACGAUAACGUCACGUUCUUUGGCGUGCAGGACAAGUCAGUCCUCAUGCGGAAAUGCGGACAGGCAUCCGGGUAUGACUCUACUGGCUCCACUCGACUCGACUCGUUAUUAAAUUAUUUAACAACGCAGAGCCAGUAUUUUCGUGUUGGAGGAUCAGGGAGUGUUCAGGGUGUGGCACAGUGUGUGCAGGACUUGAGUACGAGCCAGUGUCAGGAUUGCUUAGCCGAGGCCACGGCUCAGCUGAAGAGUCUUUGCGGCUCGGCUGCGUGGGGAGACAUGUUCUUGGGAAAGUGCUACGCGAGAUAUUCGGACCAUGGGGAUCGCUCGAGGAGUCAUGAUACUGGCGAAAAGAAAAAAGAUGAUAAUAUGCAAAGGACAUUGGCAAUUCUCAUCGCGAUUAUAGCUAUUGUUGCACUAGUUAUCAUUUGUUUGGCGAAAUUUUGUCACCGGAAAGAUAAUUGCGAGAAAUAAAGUCGCAAUCUUUCACGAAAUAUUCUCUGAAACUUCAUCUUCGGGUAGACAGCGACUCCCACUCUCCCAACUGGUGCAAUUUCAUUUCUAAUUCUUUCUGGCUUUAGAGAAGUUUCCUUUUGUAUUUCCUUAACAGAUCCCUCUCUUUAUCCGUC